GAAGGCCAUCAUACCCGACAAGCCACAGCCUUUUUGUAUCUUGGCUGCUCAAGACAUUUCAUCGUCACCGCAACCACGUCUUUGACAGGCUUCUAGAGCAUCAAUCGAAUCGAGCACACGACGCCUUACGAACUGAAAUACAAUACCUCAAUCUUUGCCCUACCUCAACCGCUGCAUUUCAUUCCCAACGGCAGUUUCCCGAGCGCAACCGUGCAUUUAACGUCCAGACCAGAAUAUUAGGUGUUACACAGCAUCCUUCUGUGGUACAAAACGAAGCUUGCUCACGGAAGAGUCUCGGAUACAUACGGCGAAUAUACCGCAAUCGGUCCCUUCGGAUCAAUUUAUGAGGUGCUCUUUCUGAACACUGAACGGAGAGGGAGGAGAAGACAUAAUUCGACAGGCCUGUAGCAGACACGCUGAGUAGCCCGGGUCCUCAUUUUGAACACAUCAAUUCGCAGAGACCAGCACCGGUCCAGAGUCUAGCGCAAUGAUCAGGAAGAAAUCAACCAUAUCAUCAACCUGGCCAUUCACACCUGAACCGUCGCCACGUCUAGAGCCUACGGUAUAUCCACUGGACGACAUACAGGAAGAUUUCACCAUGUCCAUGUCGGGCGACGAAGAAAUGCCCCGGGCUCGCCCCAUUAGCAUGGCGGCUCGAAGGGAGGGCAUCAUGUCUCCGGGCAGACCGACAUUGGAGGAUGUACUCAACAACAAAGCACCAUCACCUUACACAUUGGCCGCAUAUACAGCCUUCUUAUCACAGCAACAUUGUUUAGAAACACUGGAAUUUACCACCGAAGCAAAGCGAUACGCCGAAAAAUACGAUGAUGUUGCAGCCAGCUUAGCAGGGAUGCCCAUCACCGUCGACACACACGAAGGAUGGGAGCUGAUACAAGAUUGGACAAGAAUCAUGGACAUCUACGUCAAGCCAGGUGCCCCUCGAGAAAUCAACCUUCCAGCCGAAGAACGAGAUGAUCUGGUGGAUCUGCCGUGCGAGGUGAGACCUCCUCGGCCAGAAUUGCUGGACGCCGCUGUCAAACGAAUGUACGAUCUGAUGUCCGAGUCGAUCUUUAUUCCCUUCUGCAACAGUCUCAAACAGCUCCCGUACGCUCAGACCUACAACACCAUGUCGGAGUAUAUGCAUGAGUCAGAACCACCGCGAUUGACCUUUGAUGAUCGCACAAUGCUUCAUCACCAACCGUCGCGGCGGCGACGGUCCCCGCCAAACACGUCAGCAGUCACAUUCGAGCCAUCACGGUCACCUCCUCAACAGCGAACCUCGACACAAUCCUCCGCACUUUCCACAGCACUGAGUCGACAAAGCGGUUCACGGCUGUCUACCCAUCUAUCACACUCUUCGGCCAUGUCAGGAACGUCCGAGAGUGCGUUGACUGACAGCAGUGGACCUGAUAGUCCGCCUGGUGCGGAAGAUCCUGCCAUCACACCUCCUACGACACCGCCUACGAGCGAUAUGGGCAUGAGCGGCAUGAGUCAUAUCACCGGCACAGCAGCUGUCCAUGUAGCCAAAACGCAACGGAGCGAAAGUGGAGGUUGGAAAAAAGCCAUGAAAAUCUUUGGAGGGAAGAAGAAAAUCGGCAGCUCAUUCGAGGAAUAAGCAAGAAGCGAUUCUUUCCAUUCUUUGUCGACUUAGCAUGGACUACGACUCGGGUAUGGGAGCCAUGCAAGGCUUGGGAGUCUCUGGGAAAAAGGGCACAGCAUUUACGGGACAUGGAUUGUCAGUUAGCAUUGAGGUCUACAAUGCGGUCACGAGAUACGAUAUUGCAUGAGGCGUUGGGAUUGGAAUUGUUUGGGUGUCCUUGUGAGAAGCAUCAUUUCUGAGGUUUG
Messenger RNA from Exophiala viscosa, 1845 nucleotides. Its product is annotated as RGS domain-containing protein. The transcript has a single exon. Bases 488 to 1615 code for a protein of 375 amino acids. NCBI's taxonomy places the organism in Eukaryota, Fungi, Ascomycota, Eurotiomycetes, Chaetothyriales, Herpotrichiellaceae. The record is from RefSeq and is a predicted model, not a curated record.